AUGGUGUCUCUUGCUGACCUUAGUGGAAAACUUGGCCAAUUUAUUGGCCAAAGUGACGAAGUUACUACAGCAAUUAAUGAUGGUAUUGACGCAAUUAUUGACAGUGAUAAAGACUUCAAAAGCCUUAGAAAGUCUCCGGCUUCGGCUUCGCAGCCUCCCGCUGCCGUGUCUGCUGGGCUUAUAAAUGAUGGUGAGCUUAGCAGUAAAAUUAGGCAUUAUGAGAAAGAAAUUGCGUCUCUUUCCGCUGAGAUAGAACAACUUAAAAAGCAAAAAACGUCUGUCCCCGAUGACCUUAAUAAGUCUCAUGAGUCUCAUCAGUCCAAGUUGGAGUCUCUUCAGAAGCUGAAGAGCCUUAAUGAGUCAUUGAAUUCUGUUAAUAAUCAACAUGAUGAUGUUUGUAAAAUCCUUUUAAAUAACCUCUGCACAGGCCUCGAAAAAUUUCUCGGCUACCAUGAUGGUAAUUACACCGGAGAGGGAAUUGUGUACUCCGACCUUGACAGGCUGUGCGACGGGGUGAUGUCUUUCCUUCAUGGUGUUCUCAGUGAAGUGAAAAACGAUGAGAGCGUUACGAAAUAUGAUAAUAAUCUUCACGAGCCUAAAUUGGAUAAACUUCUUAAGGAACUUUAUGAUUCCAUAGGUCAGGGGUCUGGCGUAUUUGGCCCGCAGGUUACUGCGGUGAGUGGGUGGCUUGGGAGGUAUGAGAGUGAGGUGAACAAGAAAAUAAGGCUUGUUGGAGAUCGUAUUAAAAACCUAAAAACGCAGGUUGAAGAGCAUAAAAGUAAAAUACAAGAAGAAAAGGACGAAGAUGUUUCAGACCAGAUUGAAUAUUGGACUCAGCGUGCUGGGUGGUAUGUUGGCUUCGUUAAUAAUGCCGAAAUAGCGUUAAAUGACAUCGACGGAAAUCUGAAAGACAAAUUGUCGCCUCAUAUUAAUAUGUUGGAACAAGCGACGAAGACGUUUCAAGCGGCGGCAAAAAAUAAGGAUCUACAUAGCAUGUAUGACACGGCUGGGAUCAAGUGGAAUGCUGUAAUCACGUACGUUGUUGAAAGGUUUCAGAAAAGGGGCACAGGACUGCAGAGGUAUUUGAAGUAUACGAUUGGUGAACUGCGCGAUAAACUUAACAAGUUAAAAUCUGCGCAAUUUGCUGAGUUGGUUAAGUCUGUGAACGAUGAACUUGACAGUGCUUAUAGGUUGGUGAAAGACGGGAUUAAGAGUCUAAUAGAUAAGUAUGAUGAACAGGUUGUGAAGGUUCUCGGACCUGUUGUUUUAACCGCUAAGGACCUUACUGAGAAUUUCCCGAAGACUCAAAGUGCGAUCACACUGGCUAUCGGAAAAGUCGACACUGAGAUGGAUUAUUUCAAGAAACUUAAGAAUGUUGCACAGAUUAAAGAACUUAUCGGAACGGUUCCCCUUCUCACAGGGAUAGGUAAAAGUGGAGAUCCUUUUAAUGCCGUGAAAGAACAUUUUCGGAAUCUUGAUUCCAAAGUGAUGCAGCCUUUAAGGACGGUGAUAGCGAGGAUAGGUGCCUCUUUAGGCCGAGGCGCUACAGCCCCUCGAACUAGCGAAUUGAACACUGCACUUAGUCCUGUAAAAUCUCAACUUGAAGAAGUUCAAAAGGUUGUACUUGGGCAACUUAACGAGCUGAACGGUCUUCAAGAAAAGCUGCAAAAAAUUCUAGGCACAGAAUUCACUGUCAGUAGUAUUGAUGCAAGCUCCUAUAAGGACGUCGUCGAUGCUGUCGUAAACAAGCUUAAUAAAAACACCGAUAGCAUCACGAGAAACGAAGUGAUUAGCCUUCUCAACACUCUCGCUGCAAUCGCCGAAUCCGUAUCGUAUCAUUCCAAAACGGUUGUAGAGGAGGUUAUGCAGGGGGUUGAGAAGCAAAUUAAAAAAGAGGUGGAGACUGUCGCCGGGGCCAUUGAGGGAAAACUCGGGAAGAUUAUCAGAGCUAUCAACAAUGGCAGCGACGUGGAUGUUGACUACCACACAGAUCCUGGCACUAAAGCUGUCAGCCUCGAAAGACUCGUCAACAAAUUCAAGACGCAGAUUAAUCAGGCGCUUCAAGGCCUUCACACCCACGUUGGUCAGAAGAGCGAUGAUAUCGAAAAUGACAAAUUAAGCAUUUAUGCAGCACUUAACGAUCUUAAGAAGAAUGUUGAUGCGCUCGGCCAUAAGGUUACAGACGUGAAGGAGAAGGUUGGUGAUUUGUGGAAUGGGCUUGAUGGGUGCAUUAACUACGCCAACGAUAUGCUCAUUAAAACUCCUACGAUGAUUGCAUCAGUCAUGGAAGCAUUACGUAAGGAAGUUAAUCAAAACAUAACUGACGCCUUCACUGACCUCCAAUCCAAAGCCAAGUCCCUCUACACCGCCCGCAAAACACAGGAAGUCGAAGCCCUGCAGAAGAUCGUUGGGAAGCAGUUGCAGAAAAUAACGGAGGCUAUUAAUAAGGACAGAAUGCAAGGAUCAAAAAAAUUUUUAGAUGCUUUAAAAAAGCAAUUUGUUGAUCGGCUGAAAGAUUAUUUUCCAUCAUCUGGCCAGGGACCAGCGCCGCAAAAAUCCUUUACAGAAGUCGCCAAAAAUCUUCAUCAUUACUUCAACCAUUGGAUGUUAGAUGUGUACGAGCAGGAAGACUUCAAGAAAAUGGAUUAUAAAAUUGAGCCUUCCCGGAAGGCCCUGCACACUCUUCUAACUGGGCUUCAUGGAUCAGGACAGUUUGAUCACGCCUUUAGUAAACACUUGGACGCACUUGACAAUGCGGUCACAAAAUUAAGGCCUAAGACGUUCACCGGUUGGUACAGCAUACUGCUCGAUGCAAUGAAAAAUGGCCUAACGGCGUUAGCUGGGGAACUUGAAAAUGCGUACGUGUCCUCAUAUUCUCAGCAGACCAUUGAGUGGACGAAUUCAUGGAAGGAAAAGAAGUUGACGGACAACGCUAAGCGCUGCGGCAAGGUUUUUCUCACUUGCGUCUCCACACUGUUCGCCGAUUUCGAUUGUCUGAGAAAGCACUGCGACAAAGGAAAGAAGUGGAACACUACGCAAAUUAAUACGCAUAAUGGUAAUCCGCUCGGCGAUUUCUUUAGCAAGUGCGGUUACAAAGUGUCAGCUGAAAAGGAUUCCCAUGAGGGGCAUUUGAAAAAUAAGACAGAUUGCAAGGGCCAGAAGAUUCAUGAGCUUCUCGAGAAAGAUGACCAUUAUCUCGUUAAAAGAUACGACGAAUACCCAGAAGUUGACGAUAACAACAAAAGUAUUCUCAAGAAGCUGUACGACUACCUAAACCACUAUAAUGAAGUUUGCCAUCAUUCCACUUUCUCUGCACGUAAACAUCCAUGUUCCGUGUAUGAAAUGUCCGUAUGGUUGACUGGCCUCCCACACAAUCGUGCUUACGAUAAACUCAAUGAUCACGUGAAAUCCUUAUUCCAGGUAGACGACAAGAAGGAUCCAUCAAAGAAAAUUACCCAAUCCAUAGACGCGCAUCCGUCCGAAUUUUCGGUUCUAAAUAUAUACGACGCAAUUAGACACAUCACGUCCAACUCACGUAACCUGCUCACCACCAUCCUUGGCCACGGCGACGAAUUCACCCUGUACGCCUCCGACUUUUCCAACAACACCUUAACGUUGCAGUAUCCCUCUGAUCCAUCACAGUGCUUGGAAAUGCUAGUCAACGUCCUUCGUAGAUUACAUCCCGUCCUUACGUUCCUGCAUGGUCAGUGUCGUCUCGCAGCUCAGCAUUACGGGUGGGCCAGCUGCCAAUAUGGCAAGAAUAUCCCUACGACCAAGUGGCCAUGUAACGUUCACUCAGCAGACAAAUCAAAGUGCCAACCUAAGUGCGAACCAAAUUGCCAGGCAAAUGACCAACCAAACUGCCAAGCAACGUCUCCACUUCAGUGCUACUUAACCGAUUCUCUAGUCGGCCACCUGCCUCACGAUGUAACCUCUGUUGGUUGCAAAUCGUCGUGCAGCACGUGCCCCAAAUCCACGCCCGGAAUGCCGUGUAUAACUCCAAUGGGCUUUAGAGGUUUCUCUAGUAGUACGCGUACAGGUAAAGAGCUAGGAGACGUGCUGAGCAACUUCCUAAGUAACGACCAUGUUACAUGCCUCUUCACCCUGCUACCCAAACCUCCAAGCACGUUGCCUGAACACAUGGGUUUUGUUUUCUCAUUAAUUACCAGUCUUACGCCUAGUAAUACACGAACAAGGCGUAUUAAAAAUAGGUUCCAAGUUGAGUUCGAAAAUUCUAUCACCAAUGCAUCUAUUGAACAAUAUUCUGACCCCUCUACGCUCACCGAUGCACUCACCGCAGCAUACGGGUCAUCCUCCGUUGAUCAUUCUGAAUGCGUUAACUCUCACCUUACGAGUCUUACAACAACAGACACCUGCAAAGGUAAAAACAAUAGAAUGGAGUGCGCGCCAUACCUAUCUAGCAUAUAUUCUGUCAAGACUGGGGAUGCCGCGGAUGUCUUAUUGGCGACAAAUGCGGACGUGGACAGCACGGCUACAUGGAUGGUUCCUGCCAAUGCUCUUCCAUCGUCAAUUGUAGAGGUGUAA
This is a messenger RNA of Babesia ovata, 4545 nucleotides long. Its product is annotated as Apolipophorin-III superfamily protein, putative. Bases 1 to 4545 code for a protein of 1514 amino acids. The transcript has 2 exons. The record is from RefSeq and is a predicted model, not a curated record. Lineage: Eukaryota; Apicomplexa; Aconoidasida; Piroplasmida; Babesiidae.